UCGCUUCGGAAGCCUGCAUUCCAUUUCCCUGUCCUCUCCGUCGAUUGCAUUUCAACUUGCCCAUCAUACGCAGUGACCGCGCGUACUGUACAACGGACCUGUGAACUACUACAACACAAGAAACGGCAACCCGUCAACUACCUGUUCCGCAUGUCAGACCCGAUCCCAAGCGGUCAACCCGCCAAACACGAAACCAACGAUACGGUACCAAGCGACCAUUCACCAGUCACCAAUGAAGAAAUACCUUCCGCCAAGGAAACACCUGUACAACAACAUAGCACUAGUCAUGUUGCAAGUGACACCAAGGAAGCGAAUGGUCUAGGUAACGGCAACGAGGCGGAAGCAAAUCAGCAACAAGACGGAGAGAAGACUGUCGUAUCAAGCUCGGGCACAAACAAAAAUGUUGAGGGGAACGACCAGGAAAGAGACGAGCCAGAGGACGAGUCCAAAUACCUCUCUGGAUACAAACUCGCUAUAUUGUCACUGGGCCUCUGCCUCACCACUUUUGUCAUCGCUCUCGACAAUACAAUCAUAGCAACCGCUAUUCCAAAAAUCACUACCGUAUUCAACAGUCUCAACGAUGUUGGCUGGUACGGUUCUUCGUACCUCCUCACCACUUGCUCUCUUCAGCCUUCGUUUGGCAAAGUUUACACCUACUUUGACGUCAAGUAUACAUACCUGUUCGCGCUGUUGCUAUUCGAAGUUGGUUCAAUAAUAUGCGCCGCAGCCACUAGCUCACCCAUGUUUAUUGUCGGACGUGCAGUUGCAGGCGCAGGGGCUGCAGCACUCUUCUCUGGCGGAAUGACCAUCAUCGGGUAUUCGGUGCCCCUACGGAAAAGAGCCAUAUACAUCGCCGCGCUCUCGUCCAUGUUUGGUAUUGCGAGUGUCGUUGGGCCAAUCCUUGGUGGAGCACUUACCGACAAGGUAUCAUGGCGUUGGUGCUUUUGGAUUAAUCUCCCGUUUGGAGCAGUCUCCCUGGCCGUCGUCUUCUUCUUUUUCACCAAUCCAGAAAGGCAGUACAGUCACAUGUCUGUCAAAGACCGAAUCAAGAAGAUCGAUCUCUUGGGUGCCGUGUUUCUCAUAUGUGCUAUUGUGAGCUUGCUUCUGGCUCUUCAAUGGGGUGGACAGACGUAUGCGUGGAAGAACUCAAAGGUAUGGGGCACACUGCUAGGGUUUGGACUUAUAAUCUCGGUUUUCAUUGCCAUCCAGAUAUGGCAGAAGGAUGAAGCGACGAUCCCUGUUCGUGUGUUCAAACAAAGAACGAUCUUGGUCAGCUGUGUCUUCAGUGCUUUACUGUCUAUGGCACUUUAUACCCACAUCUUCUACCUCCCAUUCUACUUUCAAGCCAUAAAGGGCACGACUGCCGAGGAAAGUGGCAUCCGCACAAUCGCAUACCUAGUCUCCGUGACAGUUGCCUCAAUCGUGAUCGGUGGUUUAAUCACGACGAUCGGAAAAUAUGCUCCCUUCAUGUGGCUCGGGAGUAUUAUAUUUACGAUUGGAUCUGGCAUGCUCUACACACUCCAAGUGAACUCCGGUCCCAGCAAAUGGAUCGGCUACCAAGUCUUGACAGGCAUCGGCUGCGGCGCCUCUGUUCAAAUCCCAUUCAUCGCCGUGCAAGUCGUCGCGUCGGAAAAGGACAUGCCAACUGCCAACGCACUGGUAAUGUUCUUCAACAGCCUCGGCGGCGCCAUCUCUCUUUCUAUCGCGCAGAACGUCUUCAUCAAUGGUCUCAUUCGCGAGGUUCCGCGUUAUGCACCGGGGUUGGAUCCUAAGGUCGUGGUUGGGGCUGGGGCGACGUAUAUAAGACUUGUGGUCCCACCAGCAUUUCUGGAGGGUGUGCUCGUGGCGUAUAUGAAAAGUAUUUCUGGUGCCUUUGUGAUCAGCAUUGCCACAGGCGGAAUUGCUGUGUUUGUAGGUUUUGGGAUGGAACGUUUGAGUGUCAAGGGGAAGAACAUUGUAGCGGGAGGAGGCGCUUGA
This is a messenger RNA of Periconia digitata, 1977 nucleotides long. NCBI's taxonomy places the organism in Eukaryota, Fungi, Ascomycota, Dothideomycetes, Pleosporales, Periconiaceae. The record is from the annotation of a GenBank genome assembly.